CUUCGACAACUACUACUUCGACCCCUUCCAAAAUGACAUACAACUUUCGUUCUCGCAAACGCCUAAGAUGCUCUACUCCUGGGUCAGAUAUGUCGCAACAACGACAAGCAGCAAAUGCCGCACGAACCAGCCUGCCCAGCCUUCCUGUUGAGCUGCUUCUCGAAAUAUUCUCUUACUGGCCGUCUAUUCCGAUAUCCUGGCCCGACUCGCCUCCUUUGUUCCCAAAUAUUUACCUCGAGCGAUCAUAUACGAUCCGGUCUUUGACUCAGACAUGUACAUCACUUCGUGCAAGGCUUCUUCCUUUGGCAUGGCAAAAUCUGGAAGCUUGCGCCAGCAGGAAUCUCCAGAAAGAAAGUCGUUCUCGUCGAGGUCAAUACCUCUAUUUGACCGAGAGAUAUGGUCGUGAAGUGGCCACGGAGUUGGUACGACAAGCUGAAAUCGUCACUAUCAGAAACCCAAGUCUUGUGACUUACGUGCAGACGGUGUCCGUCACGCUCACAAAAGUUCAUGCUGCGCAGGUUUUUGAGGAAUUUGCAAGAUGUCUGGCGUUGCUACCAAAUGUCAAGACCUUGCAGAUCUUCGGACUUGACUUCAAAGUUGCCGAGACAAGGCUUUCCCGAGCAUUCGCUUCAGUGAUUCUUCCUUCUGUGAGGAGACUAGCCGUGCCCCAUGAAGGUGUCGUGCUGUUUCCCAGCGUCCCAAACGUCCGCGACAUUACGUUCUUCGCCCACAGCUCUACGUACCACACUGAAUAUUGUGCUCUCUCUGUAGCGAAGCACUUCCCACAUAUAGAGCGCCUGCAGUUCCGAGGGUCUCUGGUAGCUACGAAAUUGAAUAGGAUCACGCACCAACUGCUAGAACUGCGCGAACUGGGUCCUAUCGGACUCGAUCAUUACGUUCCUAUGUCUCGUCAGAGGGAAAUCGUGCCAUCAGUGCGACCUUUAAUUAUCUCUUCUAAGUUGCUCAAACGCAUUUCGCUUUGUUCUCAGACCUCCCUUGAAUGCCUCUCUCGCCUUGGGAGGAUCCGCGUUCUGCAUCUGAAAAUCGAUGGACCUUUUAUACAUGGCGGAACCCAGAGUUUAUCGAUGUACAGUGGACACAUCAAACUCGCAAAAGAAAUUUUACAUCGUGCCCCUGCUCAGGGACAGGAGCUCAAGAAGCUCAUCGUUCGGGGCCCGGCUUCUACGCGGGUGUAUAUUGGUAAGGGAAUGGAAGAUCUUGAAGAAGUGGUGGAUAGUAAUUCCAACAAGUAAUAAGGCCUGCUUUGAAGCCAAGUUACGUAACUUUCCUUGAUAUAGGCAAUUGACCGCCAAACCAUCGGUUGGCGUAAUUUAUGACGCGUUUCGAUCAUCACCGAUUCCGCCCCGCCAGUACCCCGCGCUUGUUUCAUUCCAUCCCCGCCCUUCCUUUCCUUCCUUCUACCAUCAUCUAUCUUCCAUCGGAUGACAGAUCAGCCUGAUCACGGUGCAGCUUUUCACGUGGCGAGGUCCUCGUUGAACUUCUGGAUGCGAAACUGCGACGUCGUGCUGCAC
Molecule: messenger RNA, 1532 nt
Organism: Desarmillaria tabescens
Lineage: Eukaryota; Fungi; Basidiomycota; Agaricomycetes; Agaricales; Physalacriaceae
Exons: 3
Coding region: 33-1253 (406 amino acids)
Source: RefSeq, a predicted model, not a curated record